Bombyx mandarina (wild silkworm) is the source of this 1273-nucleotide messenger RNA. It is a transcript of the gene Parp16, whose product is annotated as Poly(ADP-ribose) polymerase 16. NCBI's taxonomy places the organism in Eukaryota, Metazoa, Arthropoda, Insecta, Lepidoptera, Bombycidae. The record is from RefSeq and is a predicted model, not a curated record. Gene Ontology annotation, molecular function: NAD+ poly-ADP-ribosyltransferase activity.
AUGGAGAGAGAGCACGAGGUGUUAUCAGAAACGGGUACCAAUUGUAAUAUAGCCUCGGUAUCAGAGACAAUGUCGGAUAUCAAUCAAACCAAAUUGGACACUUUGGAAAAAAAGGCUGUUCAUCUGAGACUUGUUUUGGAAAAAGACUUCAAAGCCGCUGAUUUGAAAUGGAGUUUAUUCGUAGCAGCCGCUUUUAGUUUUCGUUAUGAAAGUUGUCUACGACCUUUUCCUCCGGCUUUUAUGAAAAGUGGCAUCAAAGACAUGGACGAAUUGCUUAGUGUAAUCACUGACGUGCCAGCUUUGGAUUUGGUGCUACAACAAUUGGAUAAUUUGGAAGCGUUGCCAAAUAUCAGUGAUAUCAUCGACUUAUUGUUUUACGUCCUUGUGCGACUUAAAGAACCAACAUUAAAAACAGUACCAACGGAUGUGCACGAACAAAUCUUAGCGAUGGCAAAUACUAUGACGACACCAUCGAAACCGCAACACAUUUUUCAAGUUAUCAGUUCUAACAAAUCUACUGUCGAACUAAAGUGGAAAGAACUGUCCAAAAAUCAUAAUGUAUUUUAUGCGUAUCACGGAAAUCGUUUGGAGAACUUUUAUACGAUUCUCAAUUUUGGUUUACAACAGCAUUUGAACAAGAAUACUUCGCUGGGUAAUGGAGUAUACCUGUCGCCAGAACUAAGUGCGACAAUACCUCACAGUCAUGGAGGCUUCGGAUGGGGGGCGAGUUGUAUCGGAGGUCACUUAUCUUGUGUAGCCUUGUGCGAAGUGGUUGAUGCACCCGAAGGGAUCAAUUACCAAAAGCCAGUCUCCAAUGAAGGUGAUGGACUUUAUAAAGAUGGAAAGACUGAUCAUAUGCGAGUAAAUGGCGAAACACAAGUUACCCAAUAUAUUGUAACUAAUUGUGACUUAGUGAGAAUCCGUUAUCUGUUGGUUUACGCGAAACAACCCGCAUCUUUGAGAUUUCACGCAAGGAAUUCGAAUAGAAAUGGUGGUUUUCGUCAUUGGCUAGCACGUCACAAAUUGCUAUCGAUUCUUCUCGGUUACGGGUUGUUAUUGGCUACCAUUGGCUUUGCCAACAAUCAACCAAUACAAUAUUACUACAAAAUUUUGUUUAAAAAAAUUGACAUGGCUCUAGCUAGUACUAGGGUAUAAAAGUACAAUAGAAUCAUGGACUUGGAAUUGGAUGCCUUUGAUUCAUUAACUGGAUUGGAUUACCUCACGUGCUUAAUUCAUAGUUUUUACAAUAAUUAUGUAUUCACUUUCUAAUCAU